GCAAAGCCACCCAUGCUUAUCUCUGGCCCCUUCUACGAACCCCCAACCCCACACCACCGCCUCCUCCCUCCCAUCCCCUGCAACCACACCUACCCUGCCACUGGUCUUCCUCCUCGCUAUGGAUUAAUGAUUGAAUCCUAACUCCUUUACUGCGUUCAAUUUAAUCGAUCGAUUCAUUUGUGUCUCUUGCCCCUUUUUGUUUUUCCCCUUUAAUCUCUCAAGUGGUUCGAUGGUUACACUUUAAUCUCAAACAGACCUCUAGUGAAGCAUCUCAAGCUUCGUGCUGACCACAGGAGUUUUUCUGAGAAGGGUGAAAGAAAAUAACUAUUGAAAAAAGGCCAAGGCCAACCACGAUGCGAGAUAGAGAAAGUGUUUUCGUUCUCUCUCCUACAAUCCUUUAAAUAUUGAUAACUCAACACAGGGGUCUGGGUGAGCAGAAAGGACUCUUGGCUCUGUACAGAGGAAAUCUGAAAAAGAAAUGAAGGUGUUGGUCACCGGAGCAACUGGUUACCUGGGGGAGAAACUGUGCAGGAGACUACUGAAGGAAGGUCACGCUGUGAGGGCGUUCGUACGGCCGACCAGCGACCUCUCCUCCCUUCCUCCUCAUGGCCAAGAUGGAGGCCAAGGAGGAGCCCUUGAGCUUGCUUAUGGCCAUGUCAACGACUACCCAGCUCUGCUCAGGGCCUUCGCAGGCUGCGAAGUUGUCUUUCACGUUGCUGCCCUAGUUGAACCAUGGCUCCCGGACCCUUCAAAAUUCUUCUCUGUCAAUGUUGGUGGUCUCAAGAAUGUACUGCAAGCAUGUAGGGAGACGGCGACAGUUGAGAAGAUCAUUUACACUUCAUCCUUCUUCGCUCUUGGCCCCACGGAUGGUUUCAUCGCCGAUGAGACCCAAAUUCAUCCCGAGAAGUUCUUCUGUACCCAGUAUGAGAAAUCGAAGCUCCUCGCCGAUAAGAUCGCUUUACAAGCUGCAGCAGACGGGUUGCCCAUUGUGGUCGUUUACCCUGGUGUUAUUUAUGGGCCUGGCAAGGUCACUGCUGGAAAUGUCAUGGCCCGCAUGAUGAUUGAGCGUUUUAAUGGGCGCUUACCUGGCUAUGUGGGCUCUGGGAAGGACAAAUUCUCAUUUAGCCAUGUUGAGGAUGUGGUUAACGGACACAUAGCUGCAAUGCACAAAGGUAGACUGGGUGAGAGAUACCUUCUUACAGGAGAAAAUGCCUCUUUUGUGCAUGUUUUUGAUGUCGCUGCUAUCGUCACCAGUACACGAAGGCCUUGGUUUCAUAUCCCUAUGUGGAUGGUGGAGGCUUAUGGAUGGGUGUCGAUCCUGCUUUCUCGAAUCACUGGAAAGCUACCUCUAAUCAGCCCUCCAACAGUCUAUACUUUGAGACAUCAGUGGGCAUAUUCUUGUGAGAAGGCAAAAGUGGAGCUGGGUUAUAACCCUAGAAGCUUGAAAGAGGGUCUUGAAGAGGUACUUUCAUUGCUGAAGAGCUCGGGCUUGAUAACAUACUGAGAGAGACUUCCAAAUCUUCAAUUGUUCACCAUCAAACAUCAAUUGAAGGGUUGAUACUUUGUCUGCUACUUACUCUGCAACUUCAAGUAGCAUGUCUUUCAUUCCCUGAAUUCUUCAAUCCUUGAAAAGUAUUUGCUUCACAAUUCUCUCUCUCUCUCUCUUGUGGCCACACAUGCACCUUUGCUAAUGUGUGUAUAUAUAUAAAUAAAUGCAUGGUUAUGGUUUUUCUGAUUGAUUGAUUUCAUUGCAAGGCAUAGUUAUCAAUAGGUGCUGAGAAAUCUUCAUUGAUACUGGAAAGAUUAGGUUGGAGUUCAUUAUCUUUCAAUUUGUCUGAUGUGAGGUUGUAUUCAUGCAUCUUGCUCAUUGUAAAUAAACCAUUCACAAUAUAGGUUCCAAAUGCUUACAGACUUGGGGAACAAAGUAAAUGUAAGGUUUGCAGAGAAGGAGAAGGAAGAUUUUUCCAAGGAAGAGCACUAGUUCGUGGCCACAGCAGCACAAUCGUCAGUAAUCCAAAAAGCCUAAUGUUUACAAUUUGAGAAAGGAUUAUAAACAUACUAGAUUUGUAUUGUUUUCCAUGGAUUCUCAUUCAAAUCAAGAGAAUCCACAUUACAUUGAAUUAUUGCAGAUGCUAUAAUUCCUUAUGCUGCAAGUUGCCUACCAUUUUUGUUUUGGCAAAGACUCAUUGAUCAAUACAUAAAUAUAUUCAUCUCUGUUUGAGUUCUAACAA
Messenger RNA from Macadamia integrifolia, 2231 nucleotides. Its product is annotated as putative dihydroflavonol 4-reductase. Lineage: Eukaryota; Viridiplantae; Streptophyta; Magnoliopsida; Proteales; Proteaceae. The transcript is spliced from 6 exons. Bases 479 to 1504 code for a protein of 341 amino acids. The record is from RefSeq and is a predicted model, not a curated record.